Molecule: messenger RNA, 776 nt
Organism: Lacerta agilis (Sand lizard)
Lineage: Eukaryota; Metazoa; Chordata; Lepidosauria; Squamata; Lacertidae
Gene: SPMAP2L
Product: theg spermatid protein like
Exons: 5
Coding region: 115-711 (198 amino acids)
Source: RefSeq, a predicted model, not a curated record
UACAAUUCUAUGAUUCUAUACUCCUUAGUGACAUUCUAGGACCACCUGUGCACCUGAGCCCAGUCACAAAACUGCUUUAUAUCUUUCAACUUCUAGGUGUUGGAUUUUACAGCAAUGAUGGAAGCAAACCUGGAAGCAAAUGAGGAAGGAAUAGGAAAAAGGCCCCGUAGUUCCCCGCAGUGGCCUGUCAGUAGCGCAGCCCUAUGUUGGGAAGCUACCCCAAGGAUUUUGGACCUCUCACAACCGCGAAGCCUGCCCUCAUCCUUCACCUUUCCAAAAGAGCCUGAAACGCGUGUUAGUAGGUCUGCAAUGCAUGCUUCGGCAUCCGAAAGAAUCAUGUGCAUUUCUCGACCAGUACAGAAGAGAGAUACCAGUAACUUGUACUAUGACAGCAGAUACAAAGAGGCUCCGAUCCGACACGUAACCCCGGCUGCCUUGAAUUAUGUGGCAAGUCCGAGGAUAUUAGAGCUUGCGAGAGCAAAAGUGCUCGCUCCGGGGAGUUCUCCUGCCCGUCCCGCUGAGUGGCCUGUCUCAGCGGCGGCAAAGCACGCUGUGGCUUCUCCUAGACUUGGUGAACUUGCUCAGCCUGUCGCAAGGGCCGCAACCCAAAUUGUCCAGUUUAACCCAGAUGCCUUUGUUGUGAAGGAGAACGCUAAAAGGGCAUACUGCUCAGCAAGAGUCAAGGAGCUAUCGCAGCCAAAACAGUACUGAGCUAAUUCAUCAAAUGUACCUACCUCUCUCUAACCCCCAGGACCUAAUUUUAAAUAAAUUAGGAG